Messenger RNA from Paramecium sonneborni, 1581 nucleotides. The record is from the annotation of a GenBank genome assembly. Lineage: Eukaryota; Ciliophora; Oligohymenophorea; Peniculida; Parameciidae.
AUGGAAAUAGAAGAAAAGUAUAACUUAUUGAUAAUUGGUGGAGGACCUGCAUCAGUCAAGUUUUUAUACAAUUUAUUCAGGACAUCAAGGUAGUUUAUUAUUUAAAUGAAGACUGCCUGAAUAUUUGAAUGGAUUGGGAAUAGGGAUAGUGGAGAAAGGGAAAUGUUUUGGUUCUGGAAAUUUAGAGAAUAAAAUGAAUUAUACAACAUAUCCAGCAACAGAAUUGUUGAAAUUGAUGUACUUUCAUAAAACCAAUUAAAUGAUAUCAAUUUGUAAAGAUCUAACAGAUACACAGGCAUAUAAGACACUUGUUUAAUAUGGAGAGAAAAGUCCUCCAAAAUCAUUAGCAGGAUUCUUUCUAAGGUUGUUAGGAAGUGUGUUAUUGAAACAUAUAUACACAUUAAAAAAAUUACAAAUAUUUCAUCCCCAAAGAGAAGCAAUAGCAAUUCGGCUGUUGGCUGAUGGAUGGUUUUAAAUUAGAACGCAGAGCUUAUCGUAUGAUUAUUGAAAUAAUUUGUAGAGCUGAUACUCAAAUCAAAGAUAAGUACCGAUCAAUUAAAGCAAGAGUACAUUAAAUAAAUGAUUUUUUAAGCAUGUGUUACUUUGUACAGGUAGAGAGCAAACCCCAGCAGACAUAUUUUGUUAGGAAUAAGGAUUGAUCGAAACUCUUAAACAAAAUCCUCGAUACAUAGUUGGAAGUGGAUAAAAGGCAUUUGAAUGUGCAGAAUUGUUACUUAAUGGUCCUGUUAUGUAUAUUAAUAAUGAACAAAUAAAUGCUUAUACUUAAAAAGUAUAUACUUGUCCACUUUGUAAAUCAUUGAAAUGUUCAUGUUUUGGAUCACUUAUACCAUAAAAAUACAUUUGGCAUCACACAGUAAGAAAUAAUAAUAAAAGGAUGUUGCAUUGCCUGAAUAUAAGAAGGGAGAGUUAAAAAUUCAUUUUCGUAAAUUACCAAGACCAUACUUUAGUAAUUAUUAGAAUGAUUAUAUAACAAUACCAGAGUCAUAGGUAAAUAAAAAAGGAGAGGCAAAUUAUUUAACAGGAUUGAGGGGUAAAUCAAAAUUAUUAUACCUUAAAAUGCUUGCAACUCAGGAAGUUAGAGUUUCAUUAUCAUAAGAAGAUCCGAAUUCAAAUCAAUUUAUAGAUGGAAAGGAAUGUAAAUGUACUUAAAUAGAAAUUAAGGAUACUGAUGGAAAUUAGAUAGAAUUUUAAUAUAGUUUUGGAUUAUAUUAAUUAGAUGACAAAGGUAGGUUAAAAACAUAAAAAGGUAGCCUUAGGAAUAUGUAUUGUUAUGGUUCUAAUUGUAUAACAUAAGAAUAGUUAGAAAGGGGAUGCUAAGAUGAAUAUGGAGAUUGCAGUAUAGAAUUUGAUGAAUAUGAUUUAUUCUUCAUUAACAUAAAGAAUGAAAUCAACAUUUAAUGGUUCGAUAAUAAUGAAUUUCCAUUAACUGCUUAAUCUCAUGUAUCUAAAGGUGGAGAUUUUGAUUCUGAUCCAAGUGUUCAUUCUGAAGUAGUUGAGACAGAAACAUUUGCUUUAAAUUAAUUAUAGUAAUAAUUUAAAUAAAAGAAAAAAAAAAAAUGA